This is a messenger RNA of Hyposmocoma kahamanoa, 1143 nucleotides long. RefSeq lists its product as uncharacterized. The record is from RefSeq and is a predicted model, not a curated record. Lineage: Eukaryota; Metazoa; Arthropoda; Insecta; Lepidoptera; Cosmopterigidae. Bases 49 to 729 code for a protein of 226 amino acids. The transcript has 8 exons.
AAAAUUCUUUCGUAGCUCUGUUGUAGAAUUCUCUCCUGUAAUGCAACAAUGAAGUCGAGUUUAUUAGGCGUGUAUAGCACCAAAGUUGAAGUCGAGGCGCUAAAGUGCGCUUCAUAUGAACCCGGGAAGCAAAAUUUAAACCAUUUAAGGAGUGCAUACUAUACUACGCGCGCGCCCUUUAUGCCAUUGCAAAUUGGAUUUCUCGGUGAGCGACCAGAGAACACAAACGAUCAACGCUUAAUGCAAUUAAUAAAGAAUAUAAAAACCAUAGAAAUCGACAAUUGUAAGGCGGAGCAUCUGAACAUCACUACAACACUGAAUAUUUCACCAAAAGAACACCGAGGCCACAUCCAAUUAGUUCAUCUGAUACUGCGUGACCUCGUCGACAACCUGCCGCUGGUCUUGUUCUCCCGUAAUUCAUCUCCCAAGCGCAUUGUAAGCUCUACCGGUCCAUGCCUUAGUCCUACACGGAAGCAAAAAGAAGAUAUUGUACCACGGACAAAGGGUCCAGUAUCGAGUUCAUCUCCAACUAACACUAUCAACGCUGCCAUACAAACUUGGAAAAUUAAAUCCAUAUCAGAUGGCACAGAUCGUUGCAUUUGGCAAGGCGGCGUGCGCGCACUGCGGAACUCCCUCGUGCGACUCGUGCUGCGACAGAUGCAACACGUUGAUCGACUGAACAGGACACUUGACCAUGUUCACAAAACGGGCCAGAAAUUUGUUUAUUAACCAGUAAAAUCAACGCAUACAAACCUUUAUCUGAAGAUGUCAUUACCGUACAUAUAACGAGCUUGCUUAAACCGCCUUCUUCAGACGGCUCUUAACUCAUCAGUUCAAUUCUGUCUAUCUCAUGGUUGGUCAAAUUGUGAAUAUUUUACAACUGUAAUGUUAGAAAACUACAGACGAUGAACCUUUGUUUACGCGGGCAACUCAGAAUCACUAAAUGUUUAUUGCAUAAAUAGUCUGAAAUGUUCGUGUUUAAGUAAAUUAUAGUUCAUAUAGGUUCAUAUAUUAAGAUGACUUCAAUAAUCCUAAAUUUAACCAUUACUGAUUGGGUACAGACAAACAAUUAACAAGUAAGCCAAGAAUUCUGCCGAUUUUACUAAUUGUGAAUAAAAACUCAUUUAAACCGUAUUGUUAUUU